ACCUUUCUACACGUCAGGAAGCAGGAAGAGGCUCAGCGGCUGCUCUCCAACACUUUUGUGUCCGUGAGAGUCUGUCUGUUUGGAGCCACGCGCUGAGGGAUGAGUUUCAUCAACAACCUGAGGCGAAGCGUGAGGAAGGAUGAGAGCAAGAAGGGUGCUGAGCAGGCUUUAGACGUCCCAGACAGCCCAGACUCCCCGAGCCGGCUGUCGGUCAUAAACACCCCAGAGCUGGACCCCAUCAUCACCGACUUCAAGUUACAGCUGCCCGGGAACAGUGACGCUCAGGGGUCAAUGAAUCCAUCUUCAAAUGGGUGCUCUCGGUCCGACCUCUCGGUGGCUCUGGAGGACUGCAUGGCUGCCCUCGAUCUGUUCCUCAGAAAUGACUUUGAGGAGGCGCAGGCCCGUCUCUCAAUCAGAUCCAAAGACAGCAUGUAUCACGCCUUGACCUACGCCACUAUUUUAGAAAUGAAGGCCAUGAUGACCUUCGACCCUCAACACAUUCUGACUGCGGGCUGUACUAUGAAGGACGCGCAGGCUCUCUGUCAGCGAAACAGAAAGAAGUCAAGCUUCUCAAAAAGCUUCACAGAAGAGGAACUUCAUGCAGAGGUUUGCUAUGCUGAAUGUCUACUGCAGAGGGCAGCACUCACCUUCCUUCAGGAUGAAAACAUGAUUAACUUCAUCAAAGGAGGUAUUAAAGUGAGGAACAGCUACCAGACAUACAAAGAGCUCCACACCGUCCUGAAGUCUUCUGGAUACACACACGGUGACAAUCACGGUCAUUUCGAGGGCGGCGUUAAGCUGGGAGUCGGAGCCUUCAAUCUAAUGAUUUCCAUGCUGCCGACACGAACACUGAAGCUGCUGGAGUUUGUAGGAUUCUCUGGUAAUAAGGAGUUCGGCCUUCAGCAACUCCAGGAGGGCUCUGCAGAAAGCACUUUCAGGUCAUUCCUGUGUAAUAUGCUCCUGCUAUGUUAUCACACAUUCAUGAGCUUCAUACUAGGAACUGGGGAGGGAGACGUUGAAGACGCAGAAAAGCUUUUGAAACCAUAUUUGAAAAAAUACCCCAAGGGAUCCAUCUUUUUGUUCUUUGCCGGUCGAAUAGAGGAGAUUAAAGGCAAUCUGGAUGCUGCUAUCAAGCUCUUUGAGGAGUGCUGUGAGGCUCAACAGCAGUGGAAACAGUUCCACCACAUGUGCUACUGGGAGCUGAUGUGGUGUUUCACGUACAAGAGGCAUUGGAAGAUGGCCUACUUCUACGCCGACCUGCUGAGCAAGGAGAACUCAUGGUCCAAGGCUACCUAUGCUUACAUGAAAGCAGCGUAUCUCAGCAUGCUGACUGCGGAUGACUGCCUUACCUUUGGGGAGACGGCUCUUACUCUGUUCAGGCAAGUUCCUGGGCUGAAACAGAAAAUUGCAGGAAAAUCGUUGCCAACAGAGAAGUUUGCGAUCAGGAAAGCCCGCCGUUACUUUGCAGAUAAUCCUGUUCCUCUUCCAGCUCCUCCACUGGAAAUGAUGUAUAUCUGGAACGGCUACACAGUCAUUGGCAAACAGAAAGACCUAACUGAGGGCAUGCUGAAAACCCUGGAUGAAGCACAGGCAACACUUGAAAGUUAUCCAAGGACAGAGUACACUAUAGAUGAUCAGUGUCUGUUGAGUCUGUUGAAGGGCCUUUGUCUGAAACACCUGGGCCACCAUGUGGAGGCUGAGCACUUCUUCACCCUCGUCCUCUGCAACGAGACUCAGAUCAAAUAUGACCACUACCUGGUACCAAAUGCCCUACUUGAACAUGGACUGCUGUGUCUGGAACAGGGCAGAAAAGAUGAAGCUAUUAAACUGCUAGAAACAGCAAAGCACAAUUAUAAAAACUACUCCAUGGAAUCACGGACGCACUUCCGUAUCCAGGCUGCUUUGCACAAAGCUAAGGGAACUGGGGAGAACGGUGUCCAUGUUCCUUGCAGUCCAUAACAAACAGAGAAGGGCACACAAGUGCAGUGACCGCUUUCUGUUUGCAGUCCCAUAGUGCAAAACCCAGCCUGACCAGCCACCGCCUGUUUGGGCUUAGUUUUUCUGUUCAUUAAAUAUGGAGGCUUUGUUUUUGUUUUUUUUUGGUCUGAUGUGUGCUGUUGGCGUGUACAUCUGCAGCUCUGUCUGGCCUUAUUUGACUUCUUGUGUUUUCUGAAAAGUAAUACACUGAGCUUCAUUUCCUGAUCUGAUUUGAAAAUCAAACGAGUGAGUUGAGAAGUGAGGCAUGUGCUUAUGUGAAACUUGCUGGUGUUUCACUAUGGCUACUCGCAAAGAGAAGCAAAAAAGGGUCAAAUUUCUCUAAUUUAAGCACAGCAGGGAUCUCCAAAUCCACUCUUUCAGCAUUAUGGGCCUGUACACUUUAGAUACAUCCCUAUUGUAACACAGCUGAAUCAAAAGGUGGAGCUAUCUCUUGUUGUGUUGAAAAAGGGAUGCAUCUAAAAGCUGCAAAACAGUAACUCUGAGGACUGGAAUUGGAGAACCCUAAACAAGGCCAUUUUUUUUUUCUUCUCCAAUGUUACACACUAUUAAUAUGCCCAUUGCAGCGGUAAACAGAACUAAACAUGAAGGAGGAGCAUUAUUUUAAAUGUUUCCUAUUUUUUUUUUAUUGAUUGUGUUAACUAAGUUGACACGUAAAGAUAUAAAAACCCAAUCAUACAGAUAUAUUUAGGCCAUGUACAAAAAACUCGACCAAAUUUUUAUAAAUAUUGAAAUUGUAUAGUUCUAUUUGUUCUUUUGUGUGCUCUCUAUGUUUUUUGAUUAACUGUAUUUAGCAGUAUAACAAAAACUUUCAUUUGAUCUUUACUUUUGCUUAUUACUUUGAAGUAUCAAAUACUGGCUAGUAAGAAUGUAUAAUUUUAGUCUCUUUUUGAGACAACACAAAACUGAAACAACCACUUCUGAAAUCCCCUUCUGUAUUUUUUUUUUCUAUUCACAUGACUUUCAGCUCUCCAAGGUCAAAAAGCCAGCAAGACUUGCAGAUGUUCUUUAGAUGUACCUGCUUUAGACAGCACCUUUUACACACACUGUCCUAUUUUAAGAGGACAGAGGAACGUGUCUUUUAGAAAGGCAGACUCCCUCCUUUUUGCCUCCUGGUCUGUGGGACUGGUUCCAGCACUACUUGAGCUUUAACAAACGGGCCUUUGAAAGUGAUCAGGGCUGUGCACUUGUCUGCCUGCUGCAUCGUUUUACUAGUUAAAGGAAACUCUUAACCACCACAAACCACUACAGCUUAGACAGAUUGUGAGAAUCAUCUGUUGACAUCAUCUACUGCUCCUGUUUGACCCACCUCUUUCCUAGAACUACCUACAGGACCCAAAAGUUGUGACCACAUCCUGUGUCAGAUUAUAUCUAUAUGAACAAAAACGGUUCUCCUCUUACUUGAUUGGUGGAUGGGUUAUGGAGUAAGGUUUCGAAUUUUCAACCUUUUACAAACUUCUGUGGUGUUCGGAAAGUUGAAAAAAUUAGGAUUUAUUUAUAUGAUAAUAUAGGAAUAUCAUUUGAUUACUUUGAGUCCGUUGCAAAACCUUUUAAUGGUGGAGGAAUGUAUACAUAGAAUUAUUGUUAACUGCAGUCAGUCUCUGGAAUGUUUCAGCAAAAUAUAGAAACUUAUGUUUUGGAUUUUAAUAAAAGGUAUAUUUUUAUUUGCCCUUAGAAUGUACACAUGUUGUCACUGGAAGAAAUUCUUAACAAAAAGCUGUUGGUGUUUACAAUCUGUAUAUUGUAUUGGGCAUGAUUACCUACCAAUCAAAAGGAAUUUCCUGUACAUGUUUUUUUGUUUUAAUUUAUGAUGAAAUUAUACUGUGCAACUGAACAACCUG
Molecule: messenger RNA, 3836 nt
Organism: Cyprinodon tularosa
Lineage: Eukaryota; Metazoa; Chordata; Actinopteri; Cyprinodontiformes; Cyprinodontidae
Gene: ttc39a
Product: tetratricopeptide repeat domain 39A
Exons: 22
Coding region: 100-1959 (619 amino acids)
Molecular function (GO): protein binding
Source: RefSeq, a predicted model, not a curated record